AGCAUGCUGGUUAUUUCAGAAAAGAAGUGAGAGCUACUUUGAAAGGACAACCAUUUUUCUUUAUGCAAAUUUAUAAUGGUUUUGAAGUGGUUGUUCAUUCUCAAACAUAGACUUUUAAACGUUAGGUCUUUCCUAUAACUCUUCGUUAUUGGAAGUUUCAAGGAUUUGGACACUCAAGGGUUCUGUCCUCAUUCCUUUGGUUUUGGCCCAAAUGAUUAUGUUUCCUCUUUUUGGGAAGAUUUCUCUGGGUAUUUUGAUAUUUAUCCUGAUAGAAGGAGACUUUCCAUCAUUAACAGCACAAACCUACUUAUCUUUAGAGGAGAUCCAAGAACCCAAGAGUGCAGUUUCUUUUCUCCUGCCUGAAGAAUCAACAGACCUUUCUCUAGCUACCAAAAAGAAACAGCCUCUGGACCGCAGAGAAACUGAAAGACAGUGGUUACUCAGAAGGCGGAGAUCUAUUCUGUUUCCUAAUGGAGUAAAAAUCUGCCCAGAUGAAAGUGUUGCAGAGGCUGUGGCAAAUCAUGUGAAGUAUUUUAAAGUCCGAGUGUGUCAGGAAGCUGUCUGGGAAGCCUUCAGGACUUUUUGGGAUCGACUUCCUGGGCGUGAGGAAUAUCAUUACUGGAUGAAUUUGUGUGAGGAUGGAGUCACAAGUAUAUUUGAAAUGGGCACAAAUUUUAGUGAAUCUGUGGAACAUAGAAGCUUAAUCAUGAAGAAACUGACUUAUGCAAAGGAAACUGUAAGCAGUCCUGAACUGUCUUCUCCAGUUCCUGUUGGUGAUACUUCAACAUUGGGAGACACUACUCUCAGUGUUCCACAUCCAGGGGUGGACGCCUAUGAAGGUGCCUCAGAGAGCAGCUUGGAAAGGCCAGAGGAGAGUAUUAGCAAUGAAAUUGAGAAUGUGAUAGAAGAAGCCACAAAACCAGCAGCUGAACAGAUUGCAGAAUUCAGUAUCCACCUUUUGGGGCAGCAGUACAGGGAAGAACUACAGGAUUCCUCCAGCUUUCACCACCAGCACCUUGAAGAAGAAUUUAUUUCAGAGGUUGAAAAUGCAUUUACUGGGUUACCAGGCUACAAGGAAAUUCGUGUACUUGAAUUUAGGUCCCCCAAGGAAAACGACAGUGGCGUAGAUGUUUACUAUGCAGUUACCUUCAAUGGUGAGGCCAUCAGCAAUACCACCUGGGACCUCAUUAGCCUUCACUCCAACAAGGUGGAAAACCAUGGCCUUGUGGAACUGGAAGAUAAACCCACCGUUGUUUACACAAUCAGUAACUUCAGAGAUUAUAUUGCUGAGACAUUGCAGCAGAAUUUUUUGCUGGGGAACUCUUCCUUGAAUCCAGAUCCUGAUUCCCUGCAGCUUAUCAAUGUGAGAGGAGUUUUGCGUCACCAAACUGAAGAUCUAGUUUGGAACACCCAAAGUUCAAGUCUUCAGGCAACGCCAUCAUCUAUUCUGGAUAAUACCUUUCAAGCUGCAUGGCCCUCAGCAGAUGAAUCCAUCACCAGCAGUAUUCCACCACUUGAUUUCAGCUCUGGUCCUCCCUCAGCCACUGGCAGGGAACUCUGGUCAGAAAGUCCUUUGGGUGAUUUAGUGUCUACACACAAAUUAGCCUUUCCCUCGAAGAUGGGCCUCAGCUCUUCCCCAGAGGUUUUAGAGGUUAGCAGCUUGACUCUUCAUUCUGUCACCCCGGCAGUGCUUCAGACUGGCUUGCCUGUGGCUUCUGAGGAAAGGACUUCUGGAACUCACUUGGUAGAAGAUGGAUUAGCCAAUGUUGAAGAGUCGGAAGAUUUUCUUUCUGUUGAUUCAUUGCCUUCAAGUUCAUUCACUCAACCUGUGCCAAAAGAAACAAUACCAUCCAUGGAAGACUCUGAUGUGUCCUUAACAUCUUCACCAUAUCUGACCUCUUCUAUACCUUUUGGCUUGGACUCCUUGACCUCCAAAGUCAAAGACCAAUUAAAAGUGAGCCCUUUCCUGCCAGAUGCAUCCAUGGAAAAAGAGUCAAUAUUUGACAGUGGUUUAGGUUCAGGAUCUGGGCAAAAGGUAGAUCUGAUUACUUGGCCACGGAGUGAGACUUCAUCAGAGAAGAGCACUGAACCACUGUCCAAGCCAUGGCUUGAAGAUGACGAUUCACUUUUGCCAGCUGAGAUUGAAGAUGAGAAACUAGUUUUAGUUGACAAAAUGGAUUCCACAAACCAAAUUAGUAAGCACUCAAAAUAUGAACAUGAUGAUAGAUCCACUCACUUUCCAGAGGAAGAGCCUCUUAGUGGGCCUGCUGUGCCCAUCUUCACAGACACUGCAACUGAAUCUGCAUCUCUAACCCUCCCCAAGCACAUAUCAGAAGUACCUGGUGUUGAUGAUUACUCAGUUACCAAAGCACCUCUUGUACUGACAUCUGUAGCAAUCUCUGCCUCUACUGAUAAAUCAGAUCAAGCAGAUGCCAUCCUAAGGGAGGAUGUGGAACAAAUUACCGAGUCAUCCAACUAUGAAUGGUUUGAGAGUGAGGUUUCAAUGGUAAAGCCAGAUACGCAAACUUUGUGGACUAUAUUGCCAGAAUCAGAGAGAGUUUGGACAAGAACUUCUUCCCUAGAGAAAUUGUCCAGAGACACAUUGGCAAGUACACCACAGAGUACUGACAGACUCUGGUUGAAAGCUUCUGUGACACAGUCUACCAAAUUGCCUCCAACCGCAAUCUCCACCCUGCUAGAGGAUGAAGUAAUUAUGGGUGUACAGGAUAUUUCAUUAGAACUGGACCGGAUAGGCACAGAUUACUAUCAGCCUGAGCAAGUCCAAGAGCAAAAUGGCAAGGUUGGUAGUUAUGUGGAAAUGUCUACAAGUGUUCACUCCACAGAGAUGGUUAGUGUGGCUUGGCCCACAGAAGGAGGAGAUGACUUGAGUUAUACCCAGACUUCAGGAGCUUUGGUGGUUUUCUUCAGCCUCCGAGUGACUAACAUGAUGUUUUCAGAAGAUCUGUUUAAUAAAAACUCUUUGGAGUAUAAAGCCCUGGAGCAAAGAUUCUUAGAAUUGCUGGUUCCCUAUCUCCAGUCAAAUCUCACGGGGUUCCAGAACUUAGAAAUCCUCAACUUCAGAAAUGGCAGCAUUGUGGUGAACAGCCGAAUGAAGUUUGCCAAUUCUGUCCCUCCUAACGUCAACAAUGCGGUGUACAUGAUUCUGGAAGACUUUUGUACCACUGCCUACAAUACCAUGAACUUGGCUAUUGAUAAAUACUCUCUUGAUGUGGAAUCAGGUGAUGAAGCCAACCCUUGCAAGUUUCAGGCCUGUAAUGAAUUUUCGGAGUGUCUGGUCAACCCCUGGAGUGGAGAAGCAAAGUGCAGAUGCUUCCCUGGAUACCUGAGUGUGGAAGAACGGCCCUGUCAGAGUCUCUGUGACCUACAGCCUGACUUCUGCUUGAAUGAUGGAAAGUGUGACAUUAUGCCUGGGCACGGGGCUAUUUGUAGGUGCCGGGUGGGUGAGAACUGGUGGUACCGAGGCAAGCACUGUGAGGAAUUUGUGUCUGAGCCGGUGAUCAUAGGCAUCACUAUUGCCUCCGUGGUUGGACUUCUUGUCAUCUUUUCUGCUAUCAUCUACUUCUUCAUCAGGACUCUUCAAGCACACCAUGACAGGAGCCAAAGAGAGAGGCCCUUCAGUGGCUCCAGCAGGCAGCCUGACAGCCUCUCAUCUAUUGAGAAUGCCGUGAAGUACAACCCUGUGUAUGAAAGUCACAGGGCUGGAUGUGAGAAGUAUGAGGGACCCUAUCCUCAGCAUCCCUUCUACAGCUCUGCUAGCAGAGACAUGAUUGGUGGGCUGAGCAGAGAAGAAAUCAGACAGAUGUAUGAGAGCAGUGAGCUUUCCAGAGAGGAAAUUCAAGAGAGAAUGAGAGUUUUGGAACUGUAUGCCAAUGAUCCUGAGUUUGCAGCUUUUGUGAGAGAGCAACAAGUGGAAGAGCUUUAACCAAAACUCCUGUUCUGAAACUGAUUAGAAGCCUGGAGAAGAUGGAGAUUACUUGUUACUUAUGUCACAUAAGUAACCUGGAUUUUAAACACUGUUGGAAGAAGAGUUUUCUAUGAAAAAAUUAAAUAUAGGGCACACUGUUUUUUUUCAGCUUAAGUUUUCAGAACGUAGUAAGAGAUGUUACUAUUUUUAUUUCUAUAAAGACUGAAAACUGUGUUUAAAUAAAUUGAAAACUACAUAAACUGUGGAAAGUAUUCUACAAGAAAAAGCUGGACCUAGGAGUUAGGGCUGCAGUUGCUGUCUGCUUCUGAAUCAUUGGGGGUGUCUCCUAAGAACUGUGCCUCGGGUUUCUCAGUAGGAAAAUAAGGUGAGACUCUUACAUGGAGAAGUCUGGCUUAGUAAGGGAAUAUUUUGGAGCAUAUUUGUUAUGGUUGGGUAGAAGGGAAAACCUUUGAAAUAGUCUUAAUGGAUAGUUUAUAAUCAGGCAUUCAUCUAAAUAAAAUUCUUUCUUUUUGAUCAAACUGCUAAAGAAAAAGCAAAUUUUUUUUGCUGUAGGAUAGAAUUAGGGUUGUAUUUUUAUGCUUCUAUCAGUGUUUUGCAUUUCCUGAGCAUAUUAAUCAAGACCACAUUAUUGUUAUGUUAACUAUGUUAAUAUCCUUUUUUUGUAGUUUUCAGGAAGAAUGCAUAUGUAUGUGUGUAUGUAUAUAUAUAUAUAUAUAUAAAGUUUAGAAGAUUCCCAUUAAUCUAAAGACAAAUUUAAUCACAUGGGCAGGGAGGGAGUGAGUGUCGGGUCAAGACCCCAGUGCUGAGAAUGUAUUUUGUUUCUUGAUUGCUGGACUGAGGUUCCCUGAUUGCUUCUGAAAUCUAAAGAUGUCUUGGACAAAUCCUGUCUCUCCUCUAGUUCCUGGUGUACUAAUUUGGAAAACAGCACUUAACUACCUCACAUAAUAUAGAUUAUCUCAUUUUCAUUGCUUCUCCUUUGUGUAAUACUUCCUGUCUAAAUUAACUCCUGCUUAUACAAAACAGGGCAAAGCUUUUAUUACAAUUAAAAUAUUUUAAAAACUGAACAGAUAGGAAGUCCAUACCUUAUAUAAAUUUUGACAGAAAAUGGAAAUUUUCCUCUUUCCCCCUGGUGUUUUUUUUGAAGGGGUUGCUUUGGAGGGGGAGAGGAGGAGGCCAAAGAAUCAUCAUCAUGAUAUUAAAUUGCAUAUGCAAUAGGUUAUUAUUAAUGCAGAUACUUUAUGCUAGAUGUCUUCAUGUUUGCCAAAAACAAUUCUGAACAUUUUGAUUUAUUUAUGACCAGAUAUAAAUAACCAGUAUAAACUGACCAUAAGAUAAAAUACUUGGUUCGCUUUUUUUUCUCAACUUGAUGACUGCCAAUUCUGCGCAUUAUGAGGAUACUGGAAACUAAAUACCUGGGCUCGAUGCAUGCCACAGUAAAGCUAGUGAAAGCCUUGAAGAUGGCCAGGUAUUUUGCAACGUAUGUAUGGAUAACAGGUUGUGUGUGUGUAUGUGUGUGUGUGUGUGCGCGCACACACGCGCAUGCGUGCCCGCGCCAUGGUGGCUCCCAUAUCCUAGUAUUUCCUUUCAUUCCCUACUGACAUAAUGGAUCCUCUCACAGUUCAGUAUAGGUACACUUUCCACUAUUUUAUUGAAAUGUUCUAGUCUUAAUAUUGGAUAAUUAGACACUUUCCACUGGGCCCAUUUGAAAAGUAAUUGAUAAUUACCUUUAAGACAUUUUAAAUGUUAAUGAUAUUUGUCACUACUAAAUGCUUAGUUUUAUUUAUAAAACUUUCAAAGUUUUCUGUUUAAGAUUGUAAACUGUUUUGCUAUACUAUGUGUUAGAUGAAAAUGUAUUUUAUCACAAAUUAACCUUAGAAUGCAACUCUUUGAAUAUGUGCUUGCUGGAAGAAUUCCAGAUGGACACAAAUCCCUCUAGGGCAGGUCACCAAGCGGAACACUUAGGAGAAGCACAAACUGAACCAAAGGAGGGUUGUUAUUUUCCACAAACUAAGCAGUGAAGUGGGAAUUUGGGAAUUCUGACACACGUCACCAUCUCUGAUUUCCUUUUGCAUGACCUUUUCAUGCAAAAGCAAAAAACCUUAGCUCUUCAUGAAUGUCUGCUUCACACCAAUGAAAUGGAAGAGUAAAGGAACCCCUCAACUAUCAGAGAAAGAACAGGAGGCCCUCAGUUGAGGAAUACAACUUUUGUCCUACCUUUGCUGUAGCUGAACCACUGAUGAAAGGCUGAAGAACACAGUUUGCCCAGCAAAGAUCCACUCAUGUACAAAGCAAAGCACUAAAGGAGCUAUUAGUUUGAUGGAAAAAACUACCCCUAAAGAGCUUCUUUUUAAAAGACCCUCCUCGAAGGUGAUUUAAUGGCAUGUCAUCAUUUAAAAGUCUUAGGCUGAACUCUCAUUUACACUGCACAAUUGAGGAAUGAAAUUUUCUGAGUAUUAGAACGUUCUUCUUAACCUAGGAAUAUAAUAUUCAAUAAGACUAUAACCUUAUGUGAAAAUAAUAAAAUGCAGUUAGCAAUAAAAGUACAUGGUAAAUAAUGAUUUUAAAAAUGUUAUUAUAAAAGGUUGUAAGAUACUGUGGUGUUUUACAGAUGUAGCCUUUAUAAUUGAAUUACAUACACUAUCCUUUUUUAUGGGUUAUGGAUAAAGCAGAAUUUAUUUGAUAAAUAGGGCUCCAUUUUCACCAUUGCAAUGGUUUAAGGGUGUUUGUUCACGUUUAUGUGGCCUGAAGUCCCAUUUUUAUCAUUAUUAUUAUUUGAGAUGGAGUCUCGCUCUGUCACCCAGGCUGGAGUGCAAUGGGGCGAUCUCAGCUCCCGGCAACCUCUGCCUCCUGGGUUCAAGCGAUUCUCAAGCUUCAGCUUCCUGAGUAGCUGGGGUUACAGACAGCCACCACCAUGCCCAGCUAAUUUUUAUAUUUUUAGUAGAGAUGGGGUUUCACCAUCACCAUGCUGGCCAGCCUGGUGAUCCACCACCUGGCCAGGUGAUCCACCUGUCUUGGCCUCCCAAAGUGCUGGGAUUACAGGCAUGAGCCACCGCAGCUGGCACCAUUUAAUUUAUAUAAUAAAACAAGUGCAGGCUUUACCUGAUUUUAUUCUCACCUUCUGUUUUUUCUUCUGCAUUAUCUGUCACCAUGGGUUGGCUCCUCCCCACUUUCUCUUUUUUAUUCUUUUCUUUUUUUUUUUGCCACACUAAAUUGUAAUGUGGUUGAACAACUCUGACUUAAUAUUACCUCUAACAAAAAGCUGGAAACUGCACAAAUAUUCUUUGUAGGCUGUAAAAGUAGGUUGGCUGAAGUAUGAUACCUGAACUAAUUAUUCAUUCGUAUGCCUGUUUUAUAAGUUUGACUUCCAUUUCAUGAUUUUUUUGGUAGCUUUAUGUUAUUUCUGUUUUCAGCAGUGGGUACUUUGACAUCUUUCUGUCUCUGAAUUGAAUUUUCAUUUUGCAAAGGAAGAGAAGACAACAUCAUAUCUAUUCCAUAAUGAAAGAGCUAAUGAAGUAGAAUAACUAUUAAAUUGAGAUGUUUUAGCAAAAAAAACAAAAACGCAAACCCAAACGGGUUGUUUUGUUUUAUUUUUUUCUAAAAUGUUUCUAACAAUUCCCAGUAGGAAUGGGUGGGGCCAGCCUUCCUCAUUUACAAUCCAGCUGCAGUGAGUCAAGAUCCUAGCUUAUUCUCCCAAUUGUGUAAUAAAUGCAGAAAAAUGAUGUGACGGUCACAAUUCUCAAAUCCAUUGCAUUGUAUUCCACAAAGGAUAUCCUGGCGGAAGGUGGGAAUAUGGGAGGGUACCAUGAUGUAAAGAAUUGCCUGGAAAUUUCCUUGAAUCAUGCAUUUUGUAAAACCUUACACUACUGCUAUGAGUUAAUAAGAGACAGGUUAAACCACUCCCCUCAGGAUAGUAAGACUGGUUAAAAACACUGCUUUCAGCCCACACAGUUAUAGCUACAGCCUAGGUUAAAUGAUUCCUCAUCCUGGUGUUUUUAUUCUCAUAUUUAAUUACUUCUUUAAAGAUUAAGAUUAUAUAUAGAAAAAAUAAUUGUGGUAUCAGAGAAUAUAGGUAUAAUUUUUCAUAUAUCAGGACUAUGUGAUGAUACUUAAGCAAUAGUGUACAUACCAUAAUAUAUGUUUAAUAUGGAGUAUGGAUAAUGAAGGACUUUUCUUUUUCACCUUGUUUAUAAUGACAUUUUAUCCAGAGUUUGAAUCAAAUAAAUUCAAGUUAACUGUACUAUUUUAUUGAAAUGUUCUAGUCUUAUUAUUGGAUAAUUAGAAAUAAACAUUUUAAAGUGUUUAUGAAUAAAUAAGGAUCUUUUCCUAUGUAUGCAACUGUACUAUUUUCAUUAGUAAUAAACAUCACUUUCAAGAA
Molecule: messenger RNA, 8321 nt
Organism: Nomascus leucogenys (northern white-cheeked gibbon)
Lineage: Eukaryota; Metazoa; Chordata; Mammalia; Primates; Hylobatidae
Source: RefSeq, a predicted model, not a curated record